Molecule: messenger RNA, 1487 nt
Organism: Cornus florida
Lineage: Eukaryota; Viridiplantae; Streptophyta; Magnoliopsida; Cornales; Cornaceae
Product: sulfite oxidase
Exons: 12
Coding region: 73-1251 (392 amino acids)
Cellular component (GO): mitochondrion
Molecular function (GO): molybdenum ion binding; oxidoreductase activity
Source: RefSeq, a predicted model, not a curated record
UCUUUCACACGCACACACCAAGCACACACACGCACACAGCAAAACAUAUCUGAGCCGAAAAGGAGCUGAGACAUGCCGGGAGUAAGAGGCCCGUCUGAUUAUUCACAGGAGCCCCCUCGUCAUCCAUGUCUUCAGAUUAAUGCCAAGGAGCCCUUCAACGCUGAACCACCUCGUUCAGUCUUGAUUUCCUCUUACGUGACUCCUGUGGAUUUUUUCUACAAGCGGAACCAUGGACCAAUUCCACUAGUUGAUGACUUAGAAAGAUAUUGUGUUUCCAUAACUGGUUUGAUUGAAAACCCCAAGGAUCUGUUCAUGAAAGAUAUCUGGAAUCUUCCAAAAUAUAAUGUCACUGCGACCCUACAGUGUGCUGGUAACAGAAGGACUGCAAUGAGCAAAACCAAAACAGUGAAAGGAGUUGGAUGGGAUGUUUCUGCUAUUGGAAAUGCUGUCUGGGGUGGGGCCAAAUUGGCUGAUGUUCUUGAACUUAUUGGGAUACCUAAGUUGACAAAUGCCACACCCUCAGGUGGAAAACAUGUUGAAUUUAUUAGCAUUGAUAAGUGUAAGGAAGAGAAUGGGGGUCCAUAUAAGGCAUCGAUUCCAUUAUGUCAGGCCACUAACCCUGAAGCUGAUGUUUUACUUGCGUAUGAGAUGAAUGGAGAGACUCUAAACAGGGAUCAUGGGUAUCCAUUGCGUGUAGUCGUCCCAGGUGUUAUUGGUGCCCGUUCUGUUAAGUGGCUUGAUUCCAUCAACAUAAUUGCAGAAGAAUGCCAGGGCUUCUUUAUGCAAAAGGACUAUAAAAUGUUUCCACCUUCUGUUAAUUGGGAAAAUAUCAAUUGGUCUACCAGGAAGCCACAAAUGGAUUUCCCCGUCCAGUGUGUUAUAUGUUCCCUAGAAGAUGAGAACGUGGUAAAGCAUGGAAAGAUAACUAUCAAAGGAUAUGCUGUGUCUGGAGGUGGGCGUGGAAUUGAGAGAGUAGAUGUAUCCAUUAAUGGCGGCAAAACCUGGGUGGAAGCCUCCAGAUACCAGAAGACUGGCGCUCCCUACAUUGCUGAUAUAGAUAGUGACAAAUGGGCGUGGGUAUUCUUUGAGGCCAUGGCCGAAAUUCCACAUGGUGCUGAGAUAGUUGCUAAAGCGGUGGAUUCUGCUGCAAACGUACAACCUGAAAAUGUGGAAACCAUUUGGAAUUUGAGAGGGAUACUGAACACUUCGUGGCAUCGAGUUCAUGUUCGAGUUGGUCACUCGAACAUGUAAGCUAUCUACAGGACUCAGCUGCAGAAUGGUCAGUCCGAGCUUUGAUAUGUGAAAUGAUUUUUGUUUUGCACGUGCUAAAAUUGUCGUUCGAAAUAAUGAUGACUGUUUGUUUUGUUGAUCUUGUUAUCAAUAGUCUUUCAUGUAAGCCUUUUUUUUUUAAAAAAAAAAAAAAAAAAAGUUAAAUUUUAUGUACUUUGUUUUAGUUUUAUUAAUAUUCUGACCUUUUGCUUCUAAAA